Molecule: messenger RNA, 1126 nt
Organism: Lactuca virosa
Lineage: Eukaryota; Viridiplantae; Streptophyta; Magnoliopsida; Asterales; Asteraceae
Source: the annotation of a GenBank genome assembly
CAAUCCAUCCAUAAUUAAUCUUCAAAAUCUUCAAUCAUAUCUUGCCCCAAAUCUCGCCCCAAAAUUCGAUCCUUUGAACUCGUCUACAGUUUAAUUUUAAAAUCCCUAACUUCUUUUGCUUGUAAAAUACAUAGAACCUACUUUUUCUCCAUCUCCAUCUCGAUUGCUGCAAAAUUCGAGGCAAAGUAGUUGCCCAUGGCCGACCCUUCCCUUCACAUUCACUGCAACCUUGAUUCAGGGAUUUCUUCAUGGAUCCGGUUCUACACCAUGCUCCUGAAAAGGGAAGACAUUGAAGAUGGAACCGUUAUGUCCAGACUUGCUUUUCCCCUGCUCUGCCUUCUUCUCCACGGAUAUGGAUCUGAAUCUAUGAAGCAAGACACUUUGAGAAGUAUAGUAAUGGGACCAAAACUCAAGGAAAUAGAUGAAGUUAUAAAAUUGAUUCACUCUAAGUGUUAUCUAGAAUCAAGAAAGUGGUUGUUAGUGAUCAUCAUAUGCAAGAAAAUGUUGUUAAGGUUACUUCAAGCCCAAACGAUUCAUUCCACAUUUGAAAGUAUUUCAUAUUGAGCUUUUAAGAAAGAUCAUGGUUAUGAAGGCCGGAUGUUUAUGUUACAAGCUUCUUGGAACGAUUGCUGUCUACAGGUUUGUACACAUUAUGAAUAUCUCAACUUUUUUCAUUUUUUCUUUUUUCUUUUACCUUUUUAAAAUGUUACAUUUCAGUUUGACUUUCCACUAAAUGAUAAGUUUCAUUUUUUUUAUGUCCUAAAUGUGAUUUGAUAACAUUACGUGGAGUGGUGCUAUCAUGGUAAGAUUAACUAUCUAUUUUGUUUUUCUUAUAAUAAACAAAAAUUAUUUAAAUAUUAUUUACUUCUAUAAUUGAAAUUUCUUCCGUUUGUGCCAUUUGUUACAACUUACAAGCUUAUAAAACACAUAAAUCAACAUUGAUAGGAAGCUCUAACUUUUACAGAUUCAGAAACACAACGAUGUUAUAGUGAGGUCAUAGUUAUAAUUUAUACGAAGCAAACCUAUCAAUAUUUAGAACAUUUGAAACACAAAGAAAAACUAAUAAAACAAAAGAGUUUAUAUCCUACUUUUAUUAUAGCUGUAUAUUUGUGUAGAAAAGGUACCG